This is a messenger RNA of Cuscuta epithymum, 12644 nucleotides long. The record is from the annotation of a GenBank genome assembly. NCBI's taxonomy places the organism in Eukaryota, Viridiplantae, Streptophyta, Magnoliopsida, Solanales, Convolvulaceae.
AAAAUGAAAGAAAACUAACAAAAAAAUUAAGUACUCCCUCCGUCCCAAAAUUAUCUUCAUAGUUACUAUUCACAUGGUCAACUCAAAUUACUCUUAAUCUUUUACUUUAUAUAUCAAAUUUUUAUCAAACUUAAAGUUUCUUGAUCAGGCUUUGUAGCGGUUUUAAUGUAGUUUCUGAAUAUGUAAAUUUUAUUUACUAAAAAUAAUCCGAGUGUGAACAGGGAUCGAGUUGCUUUAUCGUCAGUCAAGCAUCGUAAAGCGAACUAUGAAGAUAAAUAUGGGACGGAGGUAGUACAUUUAUAUACUCCGUAUUAAGAUCACGCAGCUGCCCGUAUUUUGGUAGUCCUUUUUCAUUCUCCCUGCUGAUGAAUAUUAAGGAUAUCACAAGAUAGUUAACGGCGGAGACGGACGUGGUGGCCGCCAUCAGACCACCAACUCGUAAUUUCAGAACCUGGAUUCCUGGAAUGAAAAUUUCCACGUGGUGCACCAUUCCCCUGCUGUGCAUGCACUUGAAAAUGUUGCGGAAGAGGAAGCAGUGGCGGCUGUUGUCCGCCAUGGACCUGCUGCCCACCAUAAUAUUGUUGUGGUGGUCCACCAUAGCCACAUCCUCGGCCACGUUGUCCACGACCUCGACCCCCUCGGUAACCACGCCCUCCUUGCUGCCCGCUUUGUGGCCGACCUCCCUGACCGCGCGCUGCACCCCCUCGGUUGAGAGCAGCGGCAAAAGCUUGAUGAGAUGGGGAGGGAUCUUGAGAGCGGAGAUACAAAUUACGUUGCUCUUGGGCAACGAGAAUAGGACCCAGUUUCUCAAGUGUAAGAUCCCCCGGAAUAUAAUUAAUAAUCGUGAUUAAAGAUUCAUAAUCGGGACCCAAUCCAAGGAUAGUAUAUUCCAAUAAAUCAUGAUUACUAACCGGGGAAUUUAUGGCAGUGAGGGCAUCAACAAGUAAUUUAAUUUCAAGCAGAUAUUGAUCAAUAGUUUGAGAUUCUUUCUUCUUAAUGUGAGACAAGAGGCGCUUAAGUUCCAUUGAUCGAGCACGACAAGCAGACAUAAAACGGGUCUCAAGGCUUUCCCAAAUACGAGCAGAGAACUUAUGAUGAUAAACUUCCAUUAAAAUUUCACGCGAUAAGGUAGCAAAUAACCAUGAACGCACAGUCUGAUCUAUCUUAAGCCAGUGAUGAUAUUCAGGAUUAGGACUCUCACGUCGAGUAAUAUCCUGAAUGAAGGAUGGCGGAGCCGAAAUUGAGCCAUCUAAAAUCCCAAGAAGACUAUGGGAAACUAGAAAAGACUCAAAUUGAGUCCGCCAUGGGAGGUAAUCCUCAACAGCAUUUAAUUUAGUAGUAACGAUAUUCGUUACAUUGGGUGUGGAAAACGCUAAUUGACUGGCCAGGGAUGCUAAAUAAGAUGAAGGGGAGAAACCUGGAUGCUGUGAAAACUGAUGUUGCAUGGGAGCCGUGCCAGGCUGGCCAGUGAGAGUAGAGCCGACAAAAACAGGUGGCGGAGGCAGUUGCUGAUCCGAGACAGAGAGAAGACCAGUUGAAGGUGCCGCAGGGGAGAAAACAGAAGUGGAAGCUGCCGGCGUAGUGUUCCACGCAAAAGGCUCUGGCAUGUGGAACAUUCUGUAGGAGGAUAAAGGUGGUGGUAGAGAAACUCCAGGUGUGGAACGUGGUCGGUCAAGUAUCGGCGAAGACAACUCGGUAGAGACAAACUGAUCUGGAGCAAAGUUGGGCGCCGUGGUGGAGGAGAGAACAGCGGUAGCAGAGUGUGCUGCAGGGGGGGAGGGCUGCACCAUGUGAGUGAUGGGCGCCGGUACUGUAGCUGUCGAAGAAGAAGAAGCUGCGGAGGAUUGAGCCAUGCAAAAAAAAAAAACGACGCUAACUCCUAAGGGAACCAAGGGUCUCUGAUACCAUAUGCAAAGAGUAACUGUGGAAUGACAGUUCACCCUAAUAGGGUGUAGUGAUGUUAUAUUUAUAAUAAACGGAGAAUAUUAAAAUUACAAAAUAUAUCCCAAUAUUAUAUAUUACUCCCUCCGUCCCUAAAUUAUCUUCAAACUUUCCUUUUUGGUCCGUCCCUAAAUUAUCUCCUAUUUCCCCUUUUGGCAAAGGAUUUGUGGUUCACAACAAUUCUUACACAUUUCUCUCUCCUUUGCACAACUCUCCACCACACAAAACCCACUAUCUUAAUCCCCGUGCCGGGUCAAAAGGGGAGGUAAAUUAGGGACAGAGGGAGUAUUAUUUAAUAGAUUAUUCAGAAUAUGACCCCCAAUUUAUGGGGCAGUAGAUUCUUAAAAAUUUAUUAAUAUUAUAUACUACUCCCUCUGCCCCCCAUCAUUAUUGUCUCAUUUCCUAUUCACUUGGUCAACGCAAAUCACUCUUAAUCUCUUACUUUAUGUAUCAAAUUUUUAUCAAAUUUGAUUGUGGUUUUUGUGACUUGGUAAAAUUUUUAAUGUAGUUUCUAAAUAAGUAAUUUUUUUCUUAAAAUAAUUUGAGUUUGGAUAGGGAUCCGUUUGUUUUAUCGUCGGUCAAACAUCGUAAACCGUAAUGGGACAAUAACAGGGGGAUGGAAGUAGUAAUAAAUUUUUAGUUGGUCCUUUUAGUUCUCUUUUACUCAAAUUGCUUGAUAAUGAGUUGUGUUUCUUUAAAUCAAGUGGAGUAUUAAGUACGUAGUAAGUUUUAGAAAUUUCUUUAUUACAUUAUUUAAUGAGUAUUCAAUUGAUCUGAGUAUAAGUAUUUGGAUGUCUCGAAUUCACAUUUGGAACUGAGGUGUCCAAUUUCAUUAAUACGCGUUUUCUGAAAUAUUGUUGUGAAUAUGGCUAACGUUGAAGUCCAUAAUUUUGACACUUAGGGGUGUAUUGUAUUAGGAAUUAGUGGCAAAUUUUUAAAACUCCGUAGAUUUUAAAAGUUUAGUUGUAUUCAAUGCAGACUUUUAAGAGUCUAAAAAAGUCUAGGUGUAUUCAAUGUAAACUUUUAAAAGUCUGUAAAGAUCUAAGCGUAUUCAAACUUCCAUUUAUUAAUAUUCACUUCUAAAACCAUGGAUUCUUGUUGACGUUUAACUCAUUUUUAGUACAUUAAUUCUCUACAAUUGUCUCUUCUCCUCACCAAAGAUUUCCAUGGACUUUAUUGUUGCCUUCUACUCGUCACAAGUAUGCAUAGAUCUGGUUGCAAAAUAACAUUAGAUUUGGCUAAUUAUUUAUUAGGGAUCACAAAUCUGCCAACUGGUCCAGGACUAGCACUAGUCGGGUUGGGAGGUGGAUACCAGGAUGGUCUCACUAUACAAUAAAUAUUUAGUAAUAUUGAUACACAAGAUACACAAGAUAAACUUAAAAAACACCGAUACAAAAGAUAAAUAAAAAUAGUGAUUUUUUAUAUAUCAUCUUACAAAGAAAAGUGUAGAGGUGAGAUUGGUUCAGUUCUUGAAAGAAAAUUAGGAACCUUUUGAAGAACCAUUAGUUCAAAAUCGAUUUGGUUCCAGAAUUUUUUUGAAGAACCGAUAUAAGAAUCGAUAGUAUUAUAUCAGUGCAAGUAUGAUAUGUUGUUAGUUAACCAUUAUUGUGUUUCAUCGUUAAACUGCUAACACAUAAAAAUAUAAUUUCAGAUUAAUAAAUAUUUAACAAGCUAAAAAUGAAAAGAAAACAAUUAUUAAGAAGAAAAACUCGUUGUAACUAUGCUUGUACCAAUGUAGCAAUGAGUGUAAUGCUUGUGUAACGAUUAGUGUUCUAACUAAUUGAGUUGUGUAAUACGGAUUAUAAUAAUUGAUCAUAAAGAGACUGAGUUUGUUGAGCAUUCUAGAAAUUUUGAGUUUUCUUAUUAGUAAAAAUAAAUUUGGAUGCUUAUGCCUCAUUUAUCUUGUAGAACUUUGUGUUCCUAGAUGAAUUACUUUUGUUUCAUUUAUUUAUGUAAUAGUUUCUUAUCAUAUUAUACAGAGGAAAUUACUCACGGUAGGACUAAAACAUAGCAUUCUCCCCAAAAUAUGAUCAUAUGUUUGAUUUUCCUUAAAUAAUACUAAACAUUACAUUUCUACCCUUAAUUUAAUUGAUUAAUAAUGAAUUUAAUUUCCCAUAAAUCCCUUGCAUAACCAAAUUAUUUUGUUGGUGACGGAUGAGUCCGAUGACAGCGACGGCAGACGGCGGUGAGAUUCAGACAGAUCAACAACGGCGAUCUAGAAUUCUGGUGACCGGCAGCGGCGGUCCGGAUUUAAAAGUCUAUGGACUUUUUGAAAGUCUAUAACUUAUCCAUGGAUUUAAAAGUCAAUAGAAUAUAAUUCACUCAUAAAAAAGUCUAUGAUUUCAAAAGUCCAUGAACUUUUUUAAAAGUUCAUGGAGUAAAACAUAUUCACCACAAUCCAUAUUCAGUGCACCUCUUUUUGCUUGAUGGGCUGAACCUUGAAAUUUAAAUUCUUUAUCUAUAGCCUUGAUAUAAUUGAUCAUCUUGUCACAUAACAAGUGAGCAAGUAUAUAUGUAUAUAUGAACAUAUGAUUUGAAUUUCUUAUUGUCUCACUCUUUUGUCCUAGAUGGUGGAUAAGUCAUUACACCAUCUUUGAAAAAUGAACAUCUAAUACACAUAGGCAUAUGUAAAAGAAGUAUAAAUAUUUAUUAUUAUUAUUAAAUUGUAUAUAUUUUGAAUCGUAUAAAACUACGAGUACCAAAUAUUGCAUGAACAAAUUAUUUAUCAAAUAUUUGAAUUUUGAUGGAUAGGUCUUUCCCUUAGGAGAGGGUUGUCAUUUUUCUCUAAAUAGGUGCUGUUUUUUGGGAUUAAUCUCCUGAUUGAAGUAUUAUUUAUUUUCAAAAGGUCUGCAUUUCAGUCAGACAAAUAGAGCAUAAAAUACUCAUAUUAGGAUCAAUUUAAUUUAAAAGAUUCAUCCCCAACCCAUUGAGUAAAUAAGGUUCUUUUAAAUACCUAAUUUAAAAGAAUGAGGUAAAUAAAAGAACAUAACGUCACCAAUUUUUAAACUUGGUUCUUUUCACCCAAACAUGUGUCCAACCCCAUGUGAUGAAGGAGUGAAGAGUGGGCCUUUGGGUGAAAAAUUUCGGCCCAAAUUCACCUCAAAUGCUGGUAAAGAAUUACAUUUUCAUCAAAUAGAAAAAUAUUAAAAUAAACGAAUGAGGUAAAUAAAAAAUUAAGCAUAAAUGAGUUUAGGUUCAUCUCAAAGCAAAGAGUACCUUAAGGCACUACUAAAUACUACCAUUGGAGUUUGUACGUAUCACAAUUAGGAAUGAUUAUAUUACGAUCGAGAUCAGAAAAUCAGGAAUAUUGAAGCAAAUACAUUACCAAGGAUUGAAUCCAUACCCAUUACUAAUUAUCCGUCUGAUCUUAGAUCCAAGACUUUUGUAGUGUCUUCACGUCUGAUUCCUACCUUAAAUUUACGUAUAUAUGAUUCAAUAAUAUUGGGAAUUUUUAUUUCGAUUUCGAUUCUAUCUAUAUCAAUUUGAUUUAAUCUGAUCUUGGAUUGUUGCAUAUACACCCAUAUUGAUAUGAUACACCUCAUUGAUAUUGACCAUAUUGUUCUAUAUCACACAUUUGGCAAAUAGGGACAAACAACAAAAAUAUGUGCAUAGAGGGAUCAAAUUGUCGAUGCAAUAUGGUUACAUUUUGAAAAUUUGUUCAAGUGGAGUGCACAAACUAAUAAUAUUAAUACGAGUAUAUAAUGUAAUAUCCUUAUUUUUAUCAUCUAAAUAAAUACAUUUCUCAAUAUUAAAGCUCAUUUUAUUAGCUUGUUUUAUUAACUCAUUUAGUAUUAUUUUCCCUCCUUUUGAGUUUGCUUGUAAAGCAUCUGAAUUUGCUAGAAGCUCAUCAGGUCCAAUCUUAAUAUCUCAUCUACUUAUAAAAUAUUCAUUGCUCUUAAAUCUAUAGAUAUCCAGCAAUGGUCGGCACAUAGCAGGAAGACAAAGUACGUGAUUGAAAAUUGUCAAUUGUCUCAGCCCAUAAUCGUGUAUUUGAUGGAGUCAACUUUGUGUUUUUUAACUAGUCUUCUUGUCCCAAAUUAAUGGUUGUAUAUCUUUUAAGCUUCAGUCACAAAUUUAAAGAUGGAAUAAACUUAUCAAAGUACCUUUUUAUACAAAGUUUCAUAAAUUUAAAUGAACGUUUAUAUAAAACUGAUAUGACAAAAAGAAAAGUGAUAUUAUCAAUUUAGGACAUUCUGUAAGGGAACAUGGGACUAGCGAUUUGGGAUGGAGGGAGUAUCUCUUAUUAUCCUUGCAUAAUCGGGGCGGUGCUUAUCAUAGCAACAACGAUAGCGACGAUGAGAUUCCAUAGGAAUCCCAAAAGACGGUUCCCGCCACUUCCUCCGGGCCCAAAAGGUUGGCCUCUACUAGGAAGCCUCCCACAACUGGUGAAAGCAAAAAAAAUGAUGAUUCCGUCACGGUGGAUACUAAAACUCAUGGAUGAAAUGAAAACAGAAAUCGCUUGCAUUCGGCUCGGCUCCACUUACGUCAUCCCUGUCACGUCUCCCGAACUAGCAAACGAGUUCUUAAAGAAACAAGACAAAGUUUUCUCAUUAAGGCCAACUUUCACAUCCUUAAACAUCACCAGUAAUGGAUUUAAGGGUGUCUUUUCUAUGCCCCCCAAUGACAAGUGGAAAAAAUUGAGACGAAUUCUCGCGUCUCAUGUCUUAUCUCCCGCCGUUCAUGAUUGGCUUCAAGGUAAAAGAAUGGAGGAAGCUGAUAAUCUUGUGUGCUCCGUAUACAAUAACUCUUCAUCAGUUGUGGAUGUGAGAUCUAUCGCACGACAUUAUUGUGGAAAUGUGAUAAGGAGGAUGACGCUUGGAAAAAGAUACUUUGACAAUAAUAACAAUAUGAAUGGAAGGUCGCCUGGGCCACAAGAGGAAGAGCAGGUUGAGGCAUUGUUCACACUACUCAGCUAUACCUUCGUGUUUGGCAUUGCUGAUUACAUGCCAUGGCUUGGUGUAUUCGAUUUUGACGGCCACAUCAGCAUGCUCAAUAAAGCCUUUGAGAGUGCUAGAAAGUAUAUUGACCCUAUAAUCGAUGAGAGGAUCUCAAUGUGGAAAAAUGGAAUUAAGAGGGUCAAAGAUGACUUGGUUGAUGUUCUAAUUACACUCCAUAAUGAGGUUGAUGGAUCACCAUUGCUCACUCAUGACGAGAUUAAAGACCUAAUCUUUGUAAGUUGCAAAAAUAUACUCUCUAUCCCAAAUUAUGUGUCUUGUUUUCUUUUUUGGGAUGUCCCAAAGUAAGUUCUUAUUACUUGUUUCAUAAUAAAUAUACGUUUUAUACCAUUUCACUUUAUUUUACGUAAAUAUAAACCACAAUAUUUAAUUUUCAACCACUUUAUUAAUAAUUGUGCAAUCUAAAAUCAGACACAUAGUUCAUAAUAAGUGGAGGGAGUACUUUAACUAUGAACUAUUUGAUACAAGACAUUACUACCCAAGUAAACUUAUGUUGAAAUUCAAGCUACAACCAUCCAACUUCACAGUCUAAAUUCUAUAUACUUUUCGAAAAAUGAUGAGUGAUUAGUUCACUCAUGGGUUACUAAAGUCAUCCCUAGUCUACUGCAAUUUUAUUCCAUUCCAAUGAUUAGACAUACUAAGUGUGUGUGAUUUUCUAUUUAACCAUUCACACUUGUCGGUUCAGUUAGAAUGGAUAUAACCAAGCAUGUAGAUGAAUUGAUUAAACAUGUUUUUGGUAAUAUAUGUGGAACAAAAAGCGAGAUAAUAGACCAUAUUUUCAUCAAAUUUCAUUUUGGGCUGAGAUUAAAAAAAAUAUGCGUAGGAUAUCACUUUACUGCACUUAAUCGUUGAAUCUGACCUCAACUUGUAAAUAUUAUGCAUAUGUGUAUUCUAUUGACGAGCACUUUGCCGUAGUGUGCCUCAAAUUAAAUUCACUACUAAGGGCUAAUACCAUAGUAUAGCGUAAUAGAGUUCGUAUCCACAGGGAAAGGAGCUUUUCGCGUAUGUGUAAGCGUAAUAAAUAAAAGUAAACGGAAGGGGGAAUUGGAUAUUUUGAUAAUUGAGAAAGCAAAUAAAAUACCUAAAUGAGUGAAAUAAAAUAUCAAAGGUAAUUAGUCUUGGUUUUGCUUUUAUCCACUUAAUGAAAUGUUCGUCGAUCCCGGUUAUAUCUUUAACUAUCUUCCUCUCGAAUACUCAAUCGAGGAGUAUAUCCAGUUCAUCGAGGGUAGUUAUUAAUAACGAGACGUGUUCAUUAAUAAAACUUACUACCGAAUUAAUAUAGAACACGUGCCGUAUAUUUACUCGAUAGUAGCAAUAAAUUCAAGAUGAAAACGAUUGAAAUUGAUAACCUCAACACAAGCGGUUUAUUGGUUUAAUCAAUAUAAUUAAUUCCCCUUAGAUUAUUAACCAUGAGACGCAUGCAUUAAUAAUCCAAGUUUACUACCGUGAAAAGAUCGAACGAUUAACAAGUGUAUUCGUCGAUCGAUUCUAGUAAUAAUUAAUAUAUGAGACAAAACUAGUUGAUCCUUUAAGUAAUGCUCAAUAUAUUAAAAUGAAAUAUGAAUAGGAAUUAAUUAAGAUAUAAAUCCUAAUAUAACUAAUGUCAAGAUGUUAACUAAUUGUCAUUUUAGUAACACUCCCCAACAUUAAUAUAAAGGAAGUAAAUAAAUACUACUCUAACUAAUGUCGAGAUGUUAACUAAUUGUCAUCUUAGUACACUCCCCAACAUUAAUAUAGAGAUAGUAUUAAGGGAAAAAUUAAUAUUCAAGGAAGAAGAUUAAAGAAAAUAACUCACAACUUACAAUUCAUUAAGCUUCAAAGUAGCAAAACCAAGAUGGAAAGACUGCCUAAAUUACAAGAAUAAAGUGUAUAUGAAAGAGGGGAUUAAAUUGGUAUCUAAAAUAGGAAGGAAAGAGGUGUUUCUAUAGGAGAAGUGAGGUAGUUGGGUCUAAGACAUAAUCUGAUUUUCGCAUGUUCACUUGCUUUAUUUGAUCUUGUAUGAUCUCCGGGUCGAAUCAUAUCCGAUUUUUCACACAUCUUUGUCCUCCAUGAAGCUCUCAAGCUCCUUCCUCUUCUUUUCAUCAUGUUUUUGCUUACAUGUCAAAAUAUCUUAAUAUCUUCUAAUUCUUCUUUAAUUUUAGAAGAUAAAGAUUACAUCGUAAUUGUACAAAAGCUAAGUAAACAUAAUGUAAAACCAUUCUAAAAUGUGGUGUUUAUCUACUACUAAAUAGUACGCAUCAUCUAUCCCUAUACAAUGAGGUCAAUUCAGGUGAGGACCUUUUUUGUGAAUGAUGAGAAAAUGCAAGUUUGGUUUUACUUAUUUGCAAAAUUGUUUAGAUCAAAUUUUUCCCCAACUUUUAGUUAGAUUUUGAAUUCUAAUGCAUAAUACAUAAAAUAAGUACUCCCUCCAUCCCUAAAAGAACUUCCAACUUUCCCUUUUCGUCCGUCCCAAAAAGAACUUCACUUUCCCUUUUUGGCAAAGAAUUUGUGGUUCACAGCAAUUCUUACACAUUUCUCUCUCUUCUGCACAACUCUCUACCACACAAUUCCCACUUUCUUAAUCCGUGUGUCAUUUGUACUACGGAAGAACAUUUAGGGACGGAGGUAGUAUGUUUUUGCCUAACUGAAUACUAUGAAUGCAGGAAAUGAUGAUAGCAACCGUUGAUAACCCAUCAAAUGCAUUUGAGUGGGCAUUGGCUGAAAUGCUAAAUCAACCUCAAAUCUUAGAAAAAGCUACACAAGAGUUAGACAAUGUGGUUGGGAGAGAGAGGUUUGUCCAUGAAACUGAUUUGUCUCAAUUAAACUACAUAAAGGCAUGUAUACGUGAGACAUUCCGUCUUCACCCCAUUGCCCCCUUUAAUGUCCCACAUGUUUCUUCCGAAAAUGCAAUAGUCGGUGGUUAUUUCAUUCCCAAAGGUAGUAUUAUCUUAGCCAGUCGUUAUGGGCUCGGUCGGAAUCCUAGGGUAUGGGAGGAUGAACUCAAGUUCAUUCCAGAAAGGCACCUCAAUCAAAGUCCAACCAAUGAAGUGGUUUUGACAGAUCUUGAAUCUAAGGUGCUUUCAUUCAGUACAGGAAGACGAGGGUGUGUUGGAGUUAGACUAGGCUCUCUAAUAACAACAAUGUUGUUUGCUAGGCUUCUCCAAGCUUUCACAUGGACCACUCCACCUAUUUCACCCACAAUACCCUUAGUUGAGUCGAAGCGUGACUUUUCUCUUCAGAAUCCACUCCUUGCUAUCGCGAAGCCUCGCUUGCCAAAUUCUUUGUACCGGGCUGCGUGAUGACAACUAAAAUAAACAUUUUUGUUACAAUUUGUGAUUUUAGCCUGCAAGAUUAUCAAAAUAUCAAUGACACAAACUUUUCACUAUAGUUUGGUCAUAUUAUUAAGUAUUGGUCAAGAUGCUGCAUGGUGACUAUUGAUGUAAUGUAAGAUGAAUGAUCACAAAUUAAAAUAAACUUAAACUUUUAGAUAUCUUAUGUAAUGUGAGCAGGGGCAGAUGUAUAGCUUGGGUAUGGGGGGCAGCUGCCCCCAAUAAACUGGCAAUAGUUAUCUAUAUUAUACAAGGAAAAAAAUUGACCAACAUAAUUGUCCCCAAUAAAAAAAGUGAAAUGCCCCCAUAACUAUAUUGGAACGAAGAGCAGACAACUAAUAAGACUAAGACAAGCAUCGGCUAUGGCAUCAUGGAGAUGAACUGAAAAGUGUCAGUUUCUCACUCUCUCUUUUAAGUCUAUUAUAUUAAGCAUUAAUUGUUUGAGUAUUUUUCACUAAUGAUUAUUGUGUACUUUUUACUCCGUAUGUGUUUAAGUGUCAUUGUGUAUUGAUGCUAAAUUGUUAAAAUACUAAUGUGUAGAUUUGAUGAUCAUUCCCUUUUUAUGUACCCGUAUUAUUUAGAUAAUACUCCAUAAGGAAACAAUCGAAGUAUAAUUUAUUCCCUAUAGAAGUUUUAGUAAAGUCCUGUUCGAGUCAGGAGCUGAACCGAUCAUGCGCUUUAUAUGUACAUAUAUAAAACGUAGUAUAUUUCAAGAAUUUAUUUAACUAUCUUCACAAUUGAAUUGUGGGCUGAAAUUUGAUAUACAUAAACUAGACUUAAUGAAGAACAUGCUCAACAAAAUUCAUCAACAAAUUCCAUUGGAAACCACCCAAACAAUGAAUUCCGCACCGCAGUUCCCGUCAGGAUCUGCUAAUGUGAACUGCCCUCAUUUUAGUAUAGUAACUUUCUAAUUUUAGUAAGAUGAAAUUAGAGUUCUAAAUGAUUGUUUUUUUACUUUAUACGGAGUAGAAAGAGAUGUAUUUGGAAUCGUUACAAAUUAAAUUAUUAUUGAUCUCUUUCAAAAGUUGAAAACUCGAAGAUAGCGAUUGUGAAUUUGUGAUUCACUUUUUAGGUUUUUUGUAUUGUAAUAUACUUUAUUUAGUUUGGAAAUUCUUAUGUAUUGUAUUACAAAAUUUUGCUAUUCGGGUAUUUCAUUAUAUCUUCUUCCUCAUUCACGUCAUUUUUGUUCCGCCCCCAAUUGUUUCAUUUCCUGGAUCCGCCACUGAAUGUGAGCUUAGUAUAUUUAUAUUGGCUAAUAGUAGAUGUUUCAAACCCAACCUUGCACAUUAGUUAUGAGCCCAUUUAUCUCCACAACAUGAAAGACUAUCCCAAAUAGCAAAAAGAUUUAGACAGAAUUAUGUAAUGUUUUGCCAAACCAUAUACUCCGGGUAUGUAUUUUUUUUCCCCCACCCAACCCACAUUUGAGACUUACAAAAACUAAAACACAUAAUUUUUUGACAUAUUUGGAGACUAAGAGCCCAUUUGAUGGCCCAUUUUUCGGUUUAUCAGGCUUAUCAGUCGGUUUUUUCACCAAACACGUAACUUUUGACUUCAUGCACUGAAUUGUGUAAUAAUAAAAAAAAGUAAGGUUGAAGUUACUUUUCUCGCUGCAUUGGCUGAAGUUACUGUAGAGAAUCAUUUUAACUAUUUUUCAUAUAAUUUUUUGUUUUAUUUAUUAAUAACAAAUAUUUUAAAUAUAAUUUUUCAUAAAUAAGCCAAUACAGCCACUACAGCCAGAACUUCAUAAAUUUAAGUAGAAUCAGUCAAUUCGGCCAAUUUCUGUGUUACCAAACGGGCUAUAAUACAAACCUAUAAUAUUUUUCAUAGUCAUACACAACAUUAAAGUAUGACGCUUAAAUUUCCCAAAAAAAAAAACUUACUUUGUCUAGGGUGUGUAUUUAUUUGCGUCAUUUACCCAUUUUCUCUUCUUCUCCAUUUGCUUAUCAUUUAUUUUUAUUUUUAUAGUAAGAACUUGACAUCAAUUGAAUAAAUGAGAUUCUAUUUCAAUUCAUUUUGAUCAAUGGGAGUUGCGGAGCUCCACUCAUGUUGGCACAUAGGCGCACUAUACAUGGCUAACUACAAGAGUGAAAAUCAAAUGAAUGGAGUAGACUUGAUAGUUGGCCUAAAGGUUUGAUCUAUUGGACCUUUGAUCGAUAAAAGUAUUCAACAUACAAAUAAAGAGAUCCAUAUGGACUCGUUUAGUUUAAAACCACAAUAUACAUCCAACAACACUCUGAUGAGGGUCCACUUGAACAAGAAGCAAUGUGUUAUUUAAAAUAAGUGUCAUCAACUCCUCGAAAAAAGUCCAGCGCCAAGAGGGAUAAGAUAAGUCAUGUUUAACAUAUGUUUUGUCUAGUUUCGGUUGGGGUUGACAAAUUUUAAACUAAUAUUGGUGUAAUAAUUCAAUAAGAACAAAAGAAGUUAUGUUGUUGUAAUUAUA